CAGCUCCUGCAGGAGGUGCGCUGUAUGAAGCUGGUGCAGCACCCCAACGUGGUGCGCCUCUACGAGGUCAUCGACACACACACCAAACUCUACCUCAUCCUGGAGCUGGGUGAUGGUGGGGACAUGUUCGACCACAUCAUGCGGCACGAGGGUGGGCUGGCCGAGGCGCGAGCCAAGCACUACUUCGCCCAGAUUGUCCACGCCAUCUCCUACUGCCACAAGCUCCACGUGGUGCACCGCGAUCUCAAGCCCGAGAACGUGGUCUUCUUCCAAGAGCAAGGGGUGGUCAAGCUCACUGACUUCGGCUUCAGCAACCGCUUCCAGCCCGGCAAGAUGCUCACUACGAGCUGUGGCUCGCGGGCCUCCUCCGCGCCUGAGAUGGGAGGAGUACGAUGCCCCAGCUGUCGACAUCUGGAGCCUGGGGGUCAUCCUCUACAUGCUGGUCUGUGGCCACCCCCCUUUCCAGGAGGCCAACGACAGCGAGACCCUCACCAUGAUCAUGGACUGCCGAUACACCGUCCCCACACACGUCUCGGCUCAAUCCGCUGCCUGCUGCCCCUCACCUCGCACAAGCGCGUGUCCCAGGAGGAGCAUGAAAUCAUCCUCCGGGCCAUGAUGUGCGGGAACAUUGCGGAUCGGGACACCAUCCAGGAGGCGCUGGAAGCUGACCGCUACAACCACAUCACAGCCACCUAUUUCCUGCUUGCAGAGAGGAUGCUGCGGGAGAAGCAGAGCCGCAGCCUCAGCCUCGUCUACAACCUGGCCAAGGAUGUGCAGAGCAG
Molecule: messenger RNA, 782 nt
Organism: Nestor notabilis (Kea)
Lineage: Eukaryota; Metazoa; Chordata; Aves; Psittaciformes; Psittacidae
Product: SNF-related serine/threonine-protein kinase-like
Exons: 5
Biological process (GO): protein phosphorylation; microtubule cytoskeleton organization; intracellular signal transduction
Cellular component (GO): cytoplasm
Molecular function (GO): ATP binding; protein serine/threonine kinase activity; tau-protein kinase activity
Source: RefSeq, a predicted model, not a curated record